UGGGACGUUCAAGGCGAUUCCUCCCACUUCCCCGACCAUCUUUCAUCAGCCAACGUUCCUCCAGCCAACACCUCCCCGGCUAGCCCACUGCCGGCCAAGAGUAGACCAGCACCACCCACUACACUGUCGUGAGUGCGCUUACAGGGCUCGUGGCCAAACGGAAAGGGGGGCAGGACCUUUAGACACGCCUUGCAUGCUGCUGAGUCCUCUCCGGCUCCCGUCUGAACCUGCAAGUUGGAACCAAACAUUAUGCUAAUGAUCGCCAAGGACCUGGGAUUCCGGUUGCUUAGGAACGAAAGUUUCGCAGGCUGUGGAAGGAGAGCUGAAUAGAGUGACACUGUAGCUGGCCAGGGCUGAGCAGCCAGCAACUCAGAAGAUUUCACUCGGGCGCCUCCAUCUGAUUGCUCCUCGCCGCCCGAGCCCGCCGCAGCUCUCUCCCCCGCGGCACGAUGGGCAAGGGGAAAGCAAAAGGCCCCAAAGGGAAAAAGGUCACCUUGAAAGUUGCCAAAAACUCCAUCAAGAUCACGUUUGACGGGAAACGCCGCCUCGACCUGAGCAAGAUGGGCAUCACCACCUUCCCCAAGUGCAUCCUCAAGCUGGCCGACGUGGACGAGUUGGACCUGAGCCGGAACAUGAUCAAGAAAAUCCCAGACUUCAUCGAGAAGUUCCAAAACCUGCGCUGGCUGGACUUGCACAGCAACCAGAUCGAGAAGCUGCCGGAGACCAUCGGCAUGCUCCAGAACCUCUUCUACCUCAACAUCUGCAACAACAAGCUCACCACCAGGACCCUGCCAGAUGAGCUGAGCCAGCUGAAAAACCUGCGCACGCUCAACCUCGGCUUGAACCAGAUCGACCAGCUCCCCACCACCCUGGGGUCCCUGAAGGAGCUCCAGGAGGUGGGCGUCUUUGACAACUACCUGACGGCCAUCCCCAACAGCGUGGCCAAGCUCCCCAAACUCAAGAAACUGAACGCCAAGAGGAACCCCUUCCUCCAGCCGACGGAGGAGGAGCUGUUCCUCGACAGCAUCAAGCGCCUGGAGGCCCUGUACUUGGUGGACGAGAAAGACCUGUGCAGCCCCUGUCUGAAGAAGUGCCAGGAGGAGAGAGACAAGCUGAACAAGCUGAAGAACGCGGUGCCCGCCUCCAUGAGGAAGCCCAACUUCUCCGCCCUCAUGACGCCCAACUCCACGGCGAAGGAGAACCAGGCGGAGUGGCGGUGAGGAGGGUCACGCGAAGGUGGCGGCGGCACCCGGAGUU
This is a messenger RNA of Pelodiscus sinensis (Chinese soft-shelled turtle), 1257 nucleotides long. The record is from RefSeq and is a predicted model, not a curated record. NCBI's taxonomy places the organism in Eukaryota, Metazoa, Chordata, Testudines, Trionychidae.